AUGAACAUUCAAUUCUCUGCCAACAACUCUGGUGAACACAAUGGUAGGACCCCGCCACUAGAGGACUCGCCACUAGAGGACUCGCCACUAGAGGACCCGCCACUAGAGGACCCGCCACUAGAGGACCCGCCACUAGAGGACCCGCCACUAGAGGACCCUCCACUAGAGGACCCUCCACUAGAGGACUCGCCACUAGAGGACCCGCCACUAGAGGACCCUCCACUAGAGGACCCUCCACUAGAGGACCCUCCACUAGAGGACCCGCCACUAGAGGACCCUCCACUAGAGGACCCGCCACUAGAGGACUCGCCACUAGAGGACUCGCCACUAGAGGACCCUCCACUAGAGGACUCGCCACUAGAGGACCAGCCACUAGAGGACUCUCCACUAGAGGACCCUCCACUAGAGGACCCUCCACUAGAGGACCCUCCACUAGAGGACUCGCCACUAGAGGACUCGCCACUAGAGGACUCUCCACUAGAGGACUCUCCACUAGAGGACCCUCCACUAGAGGACCCGCCACUAGAGGACUCGCCACUAGAGGACUCUCCACUAGAGGACCCUCCACUAGAGGACCCUCCACUAGAGGACUCGCCACUAGAGGACUCGCCACUAGAGGACUCGCCACUAGAGGACCCUCCACUAGAGGACCCUCCACUAGAGGACUCUCCACUAGAGGACCCUCCACUAGAGGACCCUCCACUAGAGGACUCGCCACUAGAGGACUCUCCACUAGAGGACCCUCCACUAGAGGACUCGCCACUAGAGGACUCUCCACUAGAGGACUCGCCACUAGAGGACCAGCCACUAGAGGACCAGCCACUAGAGGACUCUCCACUAGAGGACUGUCCACUAGAGGACCCUCCACUAGAGGACCCUCCACUAGAGGACUCGCCACUAGAGGACUCGCCACUAGAGGACUCUCCACUAGAGGACCCUCCACUAGAGGACUCGCCACUAGAGGACUCGCCACUAGAGGACUCAGGCUGA
Oncorhynchus keta (chum salmon) is the source of this 990-nucleotide messenger RNA. RefSeq lists its product as uncharacterized. Gene Ontology annotation, biological process: negative regulation of protein sumoylation. Bases 1 to 990 code for a protein of 329 amino acids. Gene Ontology annotation, molecular function: calcium ion binding. The record is from RefSeq and is a predicted model, not a curated record. The transcript has 2 exons. NCBI's taxonomy places the organism in Eukaryota, Metazoa, Chordata, Actinopteri, Salmoniformes, Salmonidae.